Molecule: messenger RNA, 525 nt
Organism: Clarias gariepinus (North African catfish)
Lineage: Eukaryota; Metazoa; Chordata; Actinopteri; Siluriformes; Clariidae
Gene: rps27l
Product: ribosomal protein S27 like
Exons: 4
Coding region: 38-370 (110 amino acids)
Biological process (GO): ribosomal small subunit assembly; translation
Cellular component (GO): ribosome; cytosolic small ribosomal subunit
Molecular function (GO): structural constituent of ribosome; RNA binding
Source: RefSeq, a predicted model, not a curated record
UGGAAAGUCCCCGGUCGCGGGGAUUUAAGAAAAGUGCAUGGCAACCACAGAGCUGCUACAUUUGAGAAACCUAACACUGAGAGCUGUGUACGUCGGAGGGAAACGCUUGCAAAAGACAAUGCCUCUGGCUAAAGACCUACUAAACCCAACUCUCGACAUUGAGAGGAGGCAACAUAAAAAAAAGAGACUGGUCCAGAGUCCAAACUCUUACUUCAUGGAUGUGAAAUGCCCAGGUUGCUAUAAAAUCACAACAGUCUUCAGCCAUGCCCAGACAGUGGUGUUGUGUGUUGGAUGUUCCACAGUGCUCUGCCAGCCCACAGGAGGAAAGGCCAGGCUAACUGAGGGAUGUUCUUUCCGAAGAAAACACUGAUGAGGAGAACGUAAUUGGAUCUUUCGAAUAAAAAGAAAUUGUUCCAGUUUCCUUAUCUUUUCAUUGAUUGCAAUGAGUAAAAUGUCACUACAGUGAUUCUAUGUGGAAAGUUACUUCUACUUAAUAACUUUAUUAAAUAAAAUCUGGGCAGUACA